AUGUACAUCGACUUACCGCUCAACUCCACGUCGACAAUCAUUUGCAUCCUAUGCUAUUCCUGGAUCGUACGCUGGAUCUACCGUCUCAGCGCCCAGACGGAGACAGCAGCAGGGUGCGAUAAAAGCCGCAAGAGAAAGAAUAUGGAAAUCAAGUACGCCAAACAAUUCUUCCUGAUCUCGAUCUUCUACCUAAAUGCUUGGACGAGUUUCCGCUACUUGCCGCCGAUCUUCGGCAAUCAACACCUAUGGCUGUACUCGUUCUGCUCGUUGAACGUUCUGCUCAACUACGGGGCUAAUGGCCUGGUGUAUUUCCAUACCAAUCAGGAGAUCCAAUCUAUGCUGCGUCGCGGCUCAACCGGCACUUCCGAUUAUCACUCCUCGACGAAGGGCCCGAGAAUCUACACCACCACCGAUCAACAGUCGAAAUCUGUGCAUGAU
This is a messenger RNA of Mesorhabditis spiculigera, 438 nucleotides long. Lineage: Eukaryota; Metazoa; Nematoda; Chromadorea; Rhabditida; Rhabditidae. The record is from the annotation of a GenBank genome assembly.